Molecule: messenger RNA, 8004 nt
Organism: Synchiropus splendidus (mandarinfish)
Lineage: Eukaryota; Metazoa; Chordata; Actinopteri; Syngnathiformes; Callionymidae
Gene: col5a3a
Product: collagen, type V, alpha 3a
Exons: 67
Coding region: 151-5736 (1861 amino acids)
Molecular function (GO): extracellular matrix structural constituent
Source: RefSeq, a predicted model, not a curated record
AUUGAAAGGAGCCACCACAAGCAAAACUUCUCCAACUAUAAAGCAAGUGGAAGUGAGUUUGCUGCUUCUCCACCCGCAUGGCUGCGUAACUCCCGCAACUUCAGUAGAGUAUCGUCGGCGGAGGCAGAAGGGGGUCUCCGCUGAGAAACCAUGGACCAUUUAAUAAGGACCAGGGGACGGAGGAGACUACCACUAUUAGCGCUCAUCCUUCUCCACUUAGCGACAACUAAAGCCGCAGACCCUAUCGAUGUUCUCCGAGUGUUGGAGCUGUCAGGCGACAGGGAGGGGGUUUCCCUGCAGGCCGGUCUCUGCCACAGCAGGAGAGGGAUGGAGGACGCCGACCUAGCCUUCAAAAUAGACAAAAGGAUCCAGCUCAGCGCUCCCACCAAACAGCUUUUCCCCGAUUCAACGUUUCCACAGAAUUUCUCCAUGAUGACAACCUUUCGUGCCAAAACUGGCUCCAGGUUUUUCCUGCUGUCAAUGUAUGACACCCAAGGGGUGCAGCAGCUGGGGCUUGAAGUGGGCCAAUCACCAGUCUUCCUCUAUCGGGACCAGAAUGGAAUGCCCAAACCGGACAUGUAUCCAGUCUUCAAGAACAUCAACCUGGCGGAUGGAAAGUGGCAUAGGGUGGCGUACAGUGUUCAGGGCAGAAGUGUGACUCUCUACCUGGACUGUCGGAAGGUUGAGACCCUUGAUCUGCUGCGAGGGGGUGAUGCUGUAGUCAGCACAGAUGGUGUGACAAUGUUUGGUGCUCGUCUUCUGGAUGAAUCUGUUUUUGAGGGUGAUAUCCAGCAAUUACUAAUUGAUGCGGACCCGAAGGCUGCUGCCAGUUACUGUGAAAACUACAUCCCUGACUGUGACCUGCCUCUGCCCUACAGCAUCCAGGACGUACCGGAGGGUGGCCAGCCUGCCAAGGCACCAGAGAAGCCCAAAGGACAAAAGAAGGGACGAAAGAACAAAAAGAAGGGACGAAAGAACAAAAAGAAGCGGGACAAAGGCUCGAAGGGCAAAGGCAAGGGCAAGGGCAAAGGCAGGAAGGGCUCCCGGAAGAAGAAGCACGAUGAGAGUUUAGAGGAAGGCUUCCUUCAAGUUUCGACCAAACUCCCCGAGUAUCUUUCUCAAGAACCGUUUCAAGCAAGCCCGGCUACAGAUGUCAACGAGGCGGUGACUGUCUCUCCCACUGAGGCAAAGACUUUCAUUGAGAUGCUCACUCUCGAGCCAGAGACGCCUGAAGUGUCCACCGUGCUGCCGAGUGAAUUCCCCGAACCAGAGGAUGCUCCGGAGGAGGAAUUAUUGGUGAAGACGCCGGUGGGGGAGGAGCAUGAGGACCACCCUAAGAUGGAGCUGGAUGAUGCACUUGCUGUCUCCACGGUGACGGUGGCGCCUAAUGUAACCGAUUAUGAGAUUCUUGAAUACGGGGAUUUGAAGAACGACACUGACUCGUAUGAAGAGUAUGAACCAUACGAGGACAGUUUUGACUUUGCGAGGCGCGAGGGAGCAGAAACGUGGGAAGGACAGGCUGGUGCCACUGCAGAGAAAGGCCAGAAAGGAGAGCCGGGCAUUUAUGAACCGGGAACGGUUGUGGAAGGACCUCCAGGGCCUUCUGGGCCACAGGGACUUCUCGGCCAAGCUGGACCAAUAGGACCUCCAGGACCAAGAGGAGAUCCUGGGGAACGGGGUCCCCAAGGACGUCCUGGUCUCCCGGGUGCUGAUGGGAUCCCUGGUCCUCCAGGAACUUUGCUGAUGCUCCCAUUCCAGUAUGGAGGUGAUUCCCAGAAAGGACCGGUUGUGUCCCCACAGGAGGCCCAGGCCCAGGCUAUAAUCCAGCAGGCUCAGCUCUCAAGGAAGGGACCACCUGGCCCAGCGGGUCUGACUGGACGACCCGGCCCAGUGGGCAUUCCUGGCUCCUCUGGGCUAAAGGGGGAUAUCGGAAUCACUGGUCCGACUGGACCUCGUGGCUUGCCGGGACCACCAGGCGCUAAUGGGAAGCCGGGAAAGAGGGGUCGGUCGGGAGCUGAUGGGGGUCGUGGACUUCCAGGUGACACUGGCACAAAGGGCGACAGGGGCUUUGACGGACUGCCAGGUCUCCAAGGAGACAAGGGACACAAAGGCGACAGGGGGAAGCCUGGUCCUCAAGGUCCUGUCGGAGAUCCAGGAGAGAAGGGCUCUGAUGGACCUGUUGGGCCAAGAGGGCAGCCUGGCGAAGCUGGUCCAAGAGGGCUUGUUGGCCCGAGGGGUCCGCCCGGUCCGCCAGGUCCACAGGGCAUCACUGGAACUGAUGGAGUGCAGGGGUCAAAAGGCAAUAUGGGUCUACCUGGUGAAGUUGGGCCUCCUGGUCAGCAGGGAAAUCCAGGCGUACAGGGCUUGCCAGGUCCUCAGGGUCCUAUUGGACCGCCCGGUGAGAAGGGUCCCCAAGGGAAGCAGGGUAUGCAGGGACUACCCGGCAUUGAUGGUCCUCCUGGACACCCAGGAAGAGAAGGCCCGACAGGAGAAAAAGGCAUCCAAGGCUUACCUGGUGCUCAGGGACCAAUUGGAUAUCCAGGCCCCCGUGGAGUUAAGGGAGCAGAUGGAUUGAGGGGACUGAAGGGCAGCAAAGGAGAAAAGGGAGAAGACGGUUUUCCAGGGUUCAAGGGUGACAUGGGGAUCAACGGAGACAGGGGGGAUAAUGGCGCCCCGGGUCCUCGUGGUGAAGAUGGGACUGAGGGGCUGAAGGGUCAACCUGGAAACAUGGGUGAAGGAGGACCUCCAGGCAUCGCUGGAGAAAAGGGUGCGCUUGGCGUGCCGGGGCUGCCGGGCUACCCAGGACGACAAGGCUCUAAGGGAUCGCUCGGCUUCGUGGGUCUGGCAGGUGCACCGGGAGACAAAGGACGGAGGGGUCCAGCAGGUCCGGUCGGCCCUGGAGGCCAGCGAGGUCCUAACGGAGUCCGAGGGGGAAGAGGAGCCAGGGGGCCGACCGGGAAGCCCGGUGAGAAGGGUAUUGCCGGACAAGAAGGACCCCCAGGAGCCACUGGAGAACUGGGACCCCUAGGACCACAGGGUAGACUCGGUGAAACGGGACCAAAAGGGCCGACGGGGCCGCCAGGAAAAGAUGGAUUACCUGGCCAUCCGGGCCAGAGAGGUGAACCAGGCUUCCAAGGCAAGAACGGAUCCCCUGGCCCACAUGGAGUUGUCGGGCCGCAGGGUAAAACAGGCGAGACUGGCCCGAAUGGAGAUAGAGGUCAUCCGGGUUCACCGGGACCACCCGGAGAGAACGGCUUACCAGGUCCCGCCGGAAAAGAGGGCUCCAAGGGAGAUCCAGGACCUCAAGGAGCACCGGGAAAGAGCGGCCCUGUCGGUAUCCAAGGCUUCAGAGGGAGCCGAGGCAACCCUGGUACAACGGGUCCUGCUGGCUUAAAAGGAGCAGAGGGUCUUCCUGGACUCGCAGGGAUCUCGGGCCCCACUGGAGAGAGGGGACCUGCUGGGCCAGCUGGUGGUAUUGGUCAGCCAGGUCGGCCAGGCGGUGUCGGCUCUGCUGGACCCAUGGGCGAGAAAGGAGAGCCUGGAGAGAAAGGUGCUGUGGGGUCUGUUGGGCAAGACGGAGAACAAGGACCUGUUGGUCUACCUGGACCUGCAGGACCUCCGGGCCCUCCUGGAGAGGAUGGAGACAAGGGCGAAAUAGGCGGUCCGGGUCAAAAAGGCAGCAAAGGAGACAAAGGAGAAGCAGGCCCUCCAGGUCUCGUUGGAGUUCAAGGACCUGUAGGCCAACCCGGACCACAUGGUGCAGAUGGUGAACCAGGUCCACGUGGGCAGCAGGGCAUGAACGGGGCAAAAGGAGAUGAAGGACAAAGAGGCUUCAAGGGAGCGGCCGGCCCAUCAGGUCUGCAGGGUAUGCCUGGACCACCGGGUGAGAAGGGAGACAGCGGUCAUGUGGGCUCGUCGGGGCCUCCAGGGCAACACGGACCACGAGGACCUCAGGGGCCCGCCGGAGCAGAGGGUCCACCCGGAAUGGCGGGUGGAGUCGGUCAGCCUGGUGUUGUCGGAGAGAAGGGUGAAGACGGUGAAGCUGGAAACCCGGGAUCACCUGGAGAGACCGGCGGCCCCGGGAUUAAAGGUGAAAUCGGGGAGAAAGGUGACUCUGGUCCUCCCGGGGCUGCUGGACCGCCAGGCCCCAGAGGAGUGCCGGGAGAAGAUGGACCGAAAGGCAACAUGGGUCCGAUUGGAUUCCCAGGAGAAACAGGAUCUCCCGGUGAAGCUGGUCCAAAUGGAGUGGAUGGUGGACCUGGACCUAAGGGGGAUAUUGGAGAGCCAGGCAAAGCUGGACCCCCGGGAGCCUCAGGAGAGCCAGGUCCUCCAGGACCCCCGGGACGGAGAGGUCACGUGGGAGUUGCUGGCAACGAAGGAAAGCAAGGGAUGAAGGGAGGCAAGGGUGCAAUGGGAACCCAAGGUCCUGUUGGAAAGACUGGCCCGGUGGGACCCCAGGGUCAGCCAGGACGAUCUGGUCCGGAAGGACUUCGAGGCAUCCCAGGGUCUUCGGGAGAGCACGGUUUGAAUGGUCCACCGGGACAAAGCGGACCCCCUGGACCGUUGGGCCCACCGGGACUCCCAGGAUUGAAAGGAGACCCCGGGAUCACAGGGGAGAAGGGUCACGGUGGGAUCCUUGGUCUGGUUGGUCCUCCUGGUGAACCCGGAGAGAAGGGUGAUCGAGGGCUGCCUGGUGAUGAUGGUGCACAUGGACCCAAAGGAGAUGAGGGAGUGUCUGGACCACCUGGUCCCACUGGUCCCCCUGGACCUCCUGGACUGGCUGGUUCACAGGGAGAGAAAGGAUCAAAGGGAGAAAUGGGAGUUGUUGGUCCAAGAGGUGAUACGGGCCGGGCCGGCCCCCCAGGACCACCGGGACCUCCGGCCGCAAUGGUCCAGCCACUGCCCAUCAGGGAGAGGGAGGGCAAGCGGAAGAAAAGAAGGAAUUCAGACCGGACCGGUGGAGUCGCACCAUCAGUCGAGGAGGAGCUCGACUUGGAUGAGUUCCUUCAGGCAGAUCAGCCGCUGGAAGACGCUGAAGGAAUGGAGGAGGUUUUUGCUACGCUGUCUUCAAUGAAAAAUGAGGUGGAACGGAUGAGGAGACCCCUCGGGACCUUCGAGAGCCCGGCCCGGACCUGCAAGGAGCUCAUGAUGGUCCAACCCGACUACAAAGAUGGCGACUACUGGAUCGAUCCAAACCAAGGCUCGAACAAAGACUCCCUGAAGGUCUACUGUAACUUCACCGCCAGCGGGGACACCUGCCUGUACCCCGAUAAGAGGACUGAGGCGAUGAAACUAGCAGCGUGGAGCAAAGAGAAGCCAGGAAGCUGGUUCAGUCAGUUCAAGAAAGGCAAGCAGCUCUCCUACAUAGACAGGGAAGGGAACCCCGUCCAUGUGGUGCAGAUGACCUUCCUAAAACUCCUGAGCGCCACAGCCAAGCAGCGCUUCACUUACACCUGCCAGAACUCGGCGGGCUGGUUCGACAGCUCGACCCAGUCCUACCAGCGCGCCCUCCGCUUCCGGGGCAGCAACGACGAGGAGCUGACACAAGCCAAAAGCCCCUUCAUCCACUCAGAGCACGACGGCUGCCAGCACCGCAAAGGUCAGGAGAGGACAGUUCUGCUGAUGGACUCCCCUUCUGCUGAACCUCUCCCCGUCAUUGACUUCGCUCCAGUGGACUUCGGCAGCAGCAACCAGAAGUUUGGAUUUGAAGUGGGACACGUUUGCUUCAGCGGUUAGCGCCAAAAGACCGGCCCCAACUGGACUGCACUGCCACCAGCGAUAUUUAUUAUGCAACAGCGCGUCUCUCUGUGGUGGAAUCGAACGAUCGAGGACUUUCGCCAGCGCGGCGACUUCCACGAGACGACACGGGCCAAAGGGAAAUUUCACCAGUAGAUAUAUUUAAAUUCUUUGUUUCCUCCGUCUCCUGCGGUCAUCGAUCCCCCACAAGGACUAAGUGAGACGGAUCGAGGACAGGGAAGUCUAUCAAGUGAGACUUUUCACACCACAGGGGAACAAGUUAUCUACCUAAAAAAGAAUGGGACUGAAUAACUCAGACAUCUCCGCUCAUUUGCAUGCUCCCAUUUCACUCUACUAUCGACGUCCGGCUCUGCAUAUUAAUUCCACUGCCAACAUCAUCGUUCAUUUCAUGUGAUAAAUUGUCCUUUUUCUCCUUCAAACGCGGCUUGUUCAGAGAUUUAGCUCGAUUAGUAUUCAUGCCAUAUCUGGCUAUUGAACCGGGCGGCUACUUGAAAGGAUGAGGUUGUAUCCGUUAUUGGACUUCUUCCUUCACACACCUCGCUUGUGGGUGUUGCUGGACGCUUCCUUCAGCAGCGGCUCUCACCACCUGCCACCAUCUCUCCACCUGAAUAUCACUGACCAAGGUGCUGCAGAUGACGUUCAUUUUUGUGGGACGCGACGGGAAGGCGCUUGAUUUGUGUGCGUCGACUUUAAUGGCCGCGACCGAGUGGGAAGCUCAUAAUUAACAGCGCAGUGUGUCAAAUGGAUUUAGGCGGCUGAAAUAUGACAUCAUGCUCUGGAGGAUGCAGCCUGCCAAAUAAUGAGGCGCCAGUGUGUUGACGCGGGAAUAAAAUGUGAGGAAUCCUUCUCUCUAAAACUGCAAAAUUAGAAUUCCGUCCUGAAACUGGAAGGGUUUGACCAAGCAACUCUUCAUGUCUUUGGGUCUCAGGUGCGAUGGUCCUGUCACAUAAAGUCUCUUUGCCUGUUUUUAUUUUUAUUUAUGGCACCACUUCUAGUUUACUAAACAUAGUUCAUAAUAUCAGUGGCAAUAUGGAAGAGAUACAUUUACGCUCAUGCAGAAAUAAAUUAUUUAACACUAUAUUAUUAUUACAAUGUAUUUACACAUUUUAAAAUGGUUGGUGCUGCAGUUUUUUUUUUUUUGGAAUCACUCUAAUACGGUGCAUUUGUAAGGUCAGUCUUAUGGUGCUUUCCAAUGUGUUUUGCUGCACAUUAUACAGACACUACAAUGUAAUUACACUCCUCAUUGUUACUGGUAGUGAUGGGCUGGUGAGGCUUCUUGAAGCAGUGUCCUCAUUUUCAGAGCCCACUAGAUGGCACUCUCUGCUCUAAAAUAUUUGGAUUUGAACCACCAUUUCAUAGAAACCUUAUAUUAUUUUUAAACCGAGAGCGCCACCUCUUGGGCUCAGAAAAUGUGGACACUGUUUCAUGAAGCUUCAUCUGCCCAUCGCUAGUUACAGACUUGUUUACAAAGGCGUUGCUGGCGUUGUGGGUUCAUUGUAGAGCAGAAGAGUGCAUGAGAACCAUUGAAUGUUGUGUUUAAACAGAAGCACAUUUUUUUUAUUUGGACUGUUUACUUUGAGUGUGGCAUCAUGGGACUCAUACAAGUUGUUUUUUUAUAUCAGAAAUGAUGUCUCAUCUUGAUUCUAAAAACACUAACUGUCACCACGAUGGUCCAGACGCUUUGUCGCUGAACUCUGAGCUGAGCCGUCUUUCACUCAAGACCGCUCAUGGAUACGGACUUGCAUUGCAUCAACUUUUAGGGGGAACACAUGAUGUGUGGGCUCCUCAGGUCAGUCUGAAUCAUUGAAAAGGGAAAACUAAAAAUGAAUUUACAUGCUGCUGCUUCCCCAUUCAUCACACAUCACGUCUAAAUGUUCAAUAACCGGCAAAUUAUUUCAUCGUCCCGCGAUGCUAAUAUUGUUUUUCGGAUUAUUUUCAGGAAUACAAUCUGUCCCUGCAUGUCGGAUUGAGCUGUUCUUUUCCAAUUAGCAAACAGAAAGCAUGAAAUACAGAACCGUGUAUGUAAAUUCCAUUUUACGCUCCCUUCAGCGAUGAAACUGUGAACACUCCGAACGGCUGUGUGCUUUUACUCUGUCCUCCUGCUGCUUCCAUUUGUCUUCCAGCGUUUAAAACGUGGCAGAAAUGGACUUCCUGUCGCAUCCCACGCUGCCCCUCUUGUGUACAUUGUUUGAUGUCUGUGUACAGGUAUUCUUUCCACGACAAAUUUGUGUGUGAAUAAAAAGUAAA